Pseudovirgaria hyperparasitica is the source of this 555-nucleotide messenger RNA. RefSeq lists its product as uncharacterized. The record is from RefSeq and is a predicted model, not a curated record. Lineage: Eukaryota; Fungi; Ascomycota; Dothideomycetes; Acrospermales; Acrospermaceae. Bases 1 to 555 code for a protein of 184 amino acids. The transcript has a single exon.
AUGGCUAACCAAAGCAAAGACGAAACGCAGAGCCCGAAGAAGGAUACCCGCAAUGCUGAACCACCACCACCGCACUCCUUCCUUCGCCUGACCCCCGAAGAUCAAGCAGCAGCAGCAGCAGCUCCCAUCUCAGCCCCAGCGACUCCUCCCAUUCCCACCAUACCGUACCCUCAGAACAACACACCCCUCUCACCUCCACACUCACAAUCCUACAUCCUCCACCUCACACCCAUAACCACGCUCAGCGCCCCCGGAACCGGAACAACAUCCCAAUCAGCCCACCCACACAACCCACCACCACCAUCAACAACAAACAACCCCCAACAAGACACCCAUCUCACCUUCCCAAACCAAUCCGCCAAUUCUCCCCCUUCUUCUCCAUCCGAGCAUGCCACCAGCCCAUCUCGCUGGCGCUGCGUCAUGUGCCCCUGCCCGGAUUUCCAGAGCGUGAAAGUUGGGCAUGGGCAGGCGUUUGAGAGGGGCAAGGAGACGUGGCGGUGUGAGAGGGAUGGGUGUGGGCAUGUUGCUGGUGUGCAUGUUGAGGUGGGGUUGUAG